ACAAUUUACGGUGGUCUUCAUCAACUACAAAAAUUAAUUUCUGGACAAAUGGAAAUCGGAAAUACAAAACCGCUGUCGUUUUCAAGUAGUGAGCUAAAGGAAGACACAGACUACGUGUUGGUUGUUUCUGCUGAAAACAGAUUUGGGAUACAUUCCUUUUUACCAUCUACCCACCUUGUUAGACGUACAACCAAACCACUAGGUCUCACUCUACGGGGUCCUAGGGUUGUCGAAGCUGAGCGUGACGUCACAUUCACUGUUAUUGUUGACAUUUGUGGAGAUUUGGACUUAACGACAUCGGGCUUACAAUUCAUUUGGAGCAUUUCUCCUCAAGUUGUCGACUUAAGUGGGUUUUCUGGAAACACUGCUAUUGUUCCUAAAGGUUAUCUCCAGCUUGGAAUUACCUAUAACCUUAUAGUAAACGUGUCUGUAAGCAAUGAUGAGAGUCAAUGGAAUGCUUUGUCACAGACCUUAGGUGUUAAAAAAUCGAACUUACAGGCUGUUAUUAGCUCGUCAUAUCUUGUGGUUGGAGACCAGACAUCGUUCAAGAUAGAUGGUGCUCUAUCUUUUGAUCCAAGUAACGCUGCUGGCGAUCUCCAGUUACUGUGGUCUUGUACUGACCAGAUGACCACUAAUACGUCCUGUUUCGAAGCCAGUUUGUUGGUUAACGAGCAGGUUCUCACUGUACCAGCAGGAUCACUUCCACCUAAGACAUACGUAAUUACACUGAAAGUCUCUAAAGGCACACGAAACACUAAAAGCCAGACUAAAGUGAGUGUGCGCAGAGGCCAACUACCUGUUGUGUACAUAAAGAAACUUAAACCUGAUCGGAUCAAUCCUUCCGAGAGACUGGUCGUGGAAAGUUACGUGACAAGUGGACCUAAUGUCACCCUUCGCUGGGAAGUUGUGAGGGAGAAAGAAUAUGCCCUCGCACCCUAUGGAGGAGUAACGACGUCAAUAGUGUUAAGGAACUACAAUUCCAAGUUGGUCGACCGUCCAUUUCCACUACUAAUACCAGCUAAAAACCAGUGGUGGGCAGGACUACUAGGUGGCGCCCUCUAUAAAUUUCGUCUAACAGCAGAGCCAGUGGACGGUGGAGAACCAGGUUAUGCUGACGUUGUUAUGGAGACAAAUAAUCCACCGAUCAAGGGAAUGCUAAAGGUGGUGCCACCAUCUGGUAUUGCCUUAAAAACCCAGUUUAUAUUAGAUGCUACAGAAGGAUGGAGAGACUCUCCCGAAGACUAUUCACUCACUUACACGUUUUCAUACAGUCUUUCUAUCAAUGACACCGACACUCCCAUCGCUACUAUUACUCGAGCGCCACCUCGUAUCGAAAAUGUAGCUUUUCCUGGAGUAUCAAGCCAGGAUACUACUAUUAUAGUUCAAGUCAAAGUAUGCGAUAUCCUCGACUCGUGUAGCACCACUGAGCAAACCGUCUCUAUACAACCUUUGUCGUCUUUCUCGAAUGACGAAUUCGAUCUGUUGAAUAAAACGGUUCUUGAAUACUUAAAUCAAG
Messenger RNA from Limulus polyphemus (Atlantic horseshoe crab), 1516 nucleotides. RefSeq lists its product as uncharacterized. The transcript has 8 exons. The record is from RefSeq and is a predicted model, not a curated record. NCBI's taxonomy places the organism in Eukaryota, Metazoa, Arthropoda, Merostomata, Xiphosura, Limulidae. The annotation marks the transcript as partial.